Messenger RNA from Danaus chrysippus (African queen), 876 nucleotides. The record is from the annotation of a GenBank genome assembly. Lineage: Eukaryota; Metazoa; Arthropoda; Insecta; Lepidoptera; Nymphalidae.
AUGCCUAAAGUUAUUGAAUUAACCAUUGAAAUAGAAAUACAAAAGGUGUCAUGUCCUGGUGUAUGGUUAUGUCAAGAUGGUCGUGUAUCUCUCACAGUAUUUGCUCUUGGUACUAGUUACCAAACCUGCCUGUUACCUCCAGUUUUUCCAUUACCCUUCAGAGACGUGUUUUAUUUUCGAAAAAGAUUUCAAGAAAGCUGUGCUCUUAAUAACAUUUGUUGCUUACUGAAAGAUGAAACAAUAUAUUGCGAGCUGGUCCAAUGGUGCGAGGAUUGUAAUUUAAGUGACUGUGUCAUCUUGGCGCAGUACUUGGGAGCAAUGAACGAUGUGCUUUUUCCACCUAACAUGUGUUCAACUGAUGGGGUUGACUUACUCAUGAGAAGAUCUAAAGAAUUCCCAGGUAUCCUUUCUCCUAAAAUCGAAAUAGCAACUAAAGUUCGUAUUGAUGAAGUUUGGAAUCUACCCUGCAAUUUGUUGAGUACCACAAAGGCGAAAGAAUGUCAUUGUUCGCCGCCAAAUAUUGAGAGUUCAAGGCAAAGGCAAGUCUGUCAUUCAGCCCAGUAUCACAGAACAAAGUGUAAUAAAACUGGAAGGAUCGUCCGGUCUAGGUCUAGAAGUCGUUCAGACGGGUCUGUGUCAUGCUGCAGUCUAGAUAAAGAGCGAGGGAAGGUCUGCCGGUGUCCAAAGACCAGCGACCUAGAAGAUUUACCGAAUGACGAAAGACUUCAAAAAUUGUUACUAGAGAGUCGCUAUAUAGAUAAUGAAGAACCGAACCAUACAAAAACAAGUUCCAGUAAGAAAUAUUGGCCAAAGACGCCGUGCACAUGCCAGAUAUGCAAAAGAUAUCAUGAACUAUUCCAUACUAAUGAUAGCUAA